CUGCGGCGGCAGCGGCGGCGGCGGGCAUGGCAGAGGUGCAGUCCCAGCCCUCGAGGGGGCCGCAGCUCAACGCGCUACCGGACCACUCGCCGUUGGUGCAGCCGGGCCUGGCAGCGCUGCGGCGCCGGGCCCGGGAAGCUGGCGUCCCGCUGGCGCCGCUGCCGCUUACCGACUCCUUCCUGCUGCGGUUCCUGCGCGCCCGGGAUUUCGAUCUGGACCUGGCCUGGAGGUUACUACAAAACUAUUAUAAGUGGAGAGCAGAAUGUCCAGAAAUAAGUGCAGAUCUACACCCUAGAAGUAUUAUUGGCCUCCUAAAGGCUGGCUACCAUGCAGUUCUGAGAUCCAGGGAUCCCACCGGCAGCAAAGUUCUUAUUUACAGAAUCGCACACUGGGACCCCAAAGUUUUUACAGCUUAUGAUGUAUUUCGAGUAAGUCUAAUCACAUCCGAGCUUAUUGUACGGGAGGUAGAAACUCAGCGGAAUGGAAUCAAGGCUAUCUUUGAUCUGGAAGGCUGGCAGCUUUCUCAUGCUUUUCAAAUCACUCCAUCUGUAGCCAAGAAGAUUGCUGCUGUACUUACGGAUUCAUUUCCAUUGAAAGUUCGUGGCAUCCAUUUGAUAAAUGAACCAGUAAUUUUCCAUGCUGUCUUUUCUAUGAUCAAACCAUUCCUGACUGAAAAAAUUAAGGAACGGAUUCAUAUGCAUGGGAACAACUACAAACAAAGCUUGCUUCAGCAUUUCCCAGACAUUCUUCCUCUGGAAUAUGGUGGUGAAGAAUUCUCCAUGGAGGACAUUUGUCAGGAAUGGACAAAUUUUAUAAUGAAGUCUGAAGAUUAUCUCAGCAGCAUUUCUGAGAGCGUUCAAUGAGAAGUUACUUCAUGUGAAUGGCUUCCUAAUUAAAAACAUGAGUGAUAUUCAACCUGGUUAAAUGAAUGAAAGAAAAGGAGCAAAUCUUUUAAACUAAUGCUUGCCUGAUCUUUAAAAAUGUAGAAAUCUUCUGACAUGAGCCACACAAGUAUUUGGAAAGAUUUUUUACUUUUUAAAUGCUUUUUUCUCUACUUUUGAAGUAAUUAAAUGGCAGUACAUUUUAAGAACAUAAAAAUUGGCGAUUUUGUACUUGAAGAGAACAUGAAAGUUAUUACUAAAGUAGCCGUUCAUGUGCAUCUUUGUAUGUUUCUAGAAAAUUAUAUUUUAAACAAAUUCUCUGAUUAUGUUAGUUUAGAAAUAAAUUUAGAAAUAUUCCACGUAAAAAUAUUAGCACAAGUCAGCUGAUGAUAAAAAAUUAACACUUAUUUUAAGUGGGUGUCAGAUUAAAUUAUAAUUCACUAUAAUUAAAAUCUGAAUAGAGUUUUAUAGUUAUUCCUGUGGGCCAGCAAGACAUUUCAUCUCAGGGAAAUUUUAUUUUAGUAUAUUAACACGAUAGAAACUUUUUUUUUUUUUUUUUUUUUUUUCCAGACAGAGUCUUGCUGUGUACCCCAGGCUGGAGUGCAGUGGUGUGAUCUCAGUUCACUGCAACCUCUGCUAGGAUUACAGGUGCACACCACCACUCCUGGCUAAGUUUUGUAUUUUUACAUAGAGAUGGGGUUUCGCCAUGUUGGUCAAGCUGGUCUCAAACUCCUGAACUCAAGUAAUUUGCCUGCUUCGGCCUCCCAGAGUACUGGGAUUACAGUCGUGAGCCGUUGUGCCUGGCCACAAUAGAAACUUUCAACUGAGGAGUCUAUAUGCUAUACUACUUUGUGUGGCAUCUUUAGGUUUCUAUGAAAUCAUUCAUGUUGAUGUCAUUGAUUAACAAAAAUAAUUUAGAAAAUACAUCAGGCACAGUUGAUGGCUUCUCGAUAUCUGUUUUGCAUUUUUAAACAAAUCAAAAAUGUAAUUUUACUUUUGCUUAUGGCUAUUCUUACGACUACACAGAAAGGGAUGGAUCAUAUUUAAUAGUCUUAUACAUGAACUAUUUUUAGUUAAAAAUAACAUAACUACACAAAGGAAAGGAACUGUUUAUAUUUUAAAAAAUUACUGUCAAUUACAUUUGGUAUUUUUCAGAUUAUGCAUAAAAUAAUACGAGUUUGACUAUUGUAUCAGAAUAUUUUAAUCAAAUCCUGCAAUUUAUAUUAACUUAAAAAAAACAUCUGGUAGAGGCUGGGCGUGGUGGCUCAAACCUGUAAUCCCAGCACUUUGGGAGGCCAAGGCAGGAUGAUUGCUUGAGCACAGGAGCUGUAGACCAGCCUGGGCAACACAGGAAAACCCUGUCUCUAUUUUAAAAAUAAAUGAAUAGCCAGUAAAGAUGUACUGUUAGUACUGCAGUUUAUAAUAUUUCAUUUAUUAAGAAAGAUAUCAUCUCAGCUUUCAUAUUCAACAUAGCUCUCAAUUUAUGACAUAAUUUUUAUACUUAGUAUUUUAUAAUUUCUUAAUUUUGUUAUAAACUUGAAAAUGAAAGAAUACGAGGUCUGAAAUCUGUUGAACGUUUGUUCAGCUAGUUAGGUUUCAACAUUAAUCAUAUACAUUAAUAGUAUCUUUAUGUAAGGAUAUGUGAAGGGUGUUUUUCUUUAUAAGAAAAUUAAUCAGGUGAGCUGAUACUUAUGAUUAUGCAUAUAUCUAUGAUAAAAUUGAAAGUAAUUGUGGAUGUUCUUUAGAGAACGUGUUUUGAUUUUGACUUAGCAUUGGGAAGCUAACAACAUUAUAAUGUUUAUUAAAAAACUAGACCCUGCCUAUUUUCUAAAAAACACUUUAAAUUCUUUUAAAAUAAAAGCAUACUAUUUAAAAUUGUAUAAUUAAAAAUAAUAAAUGAAUAAAAUCACUUAAAAAGAAUAAAGUGUGAAUAACAAAAGACCUCUGGCUUACCCAACUUUUGUUUCUGGAAGAUUUAUAUCACCAGUUCCACUUCAUUUAUUUUUGGCUAUUUCAAACACUUUCUUAUGACUCUGUGGAGGAGUGAUUAGUUUAGUACCCAAAUAAAGGAUAACAUUUUAAAAUGUCUUUUAAAUGUGAUUUUUUGGUGAUAGGAUCAAUAGUAAAUAGAAUUAAGAUAAGUCAAUCAAUCUAGGCAUAUUUUAUGAUGGAACUUUGUAAUGUUUAUAAAUGAAGAAAUUCACUGAAGAAUAUUAAAAGAAAAUUGAAAUGAAUGGGCAAACGAACAAAGUGUCAAAGCAAAUAAUUGUCUAAUUGUCCAUAUUACUUUAGUGAUUAUACCAGAAGUGCCUUUUAAAAGAUUAACUGUAUUGUGUGCUCAUUGUGUUAACUGCACAGUAAUUUAUUUGUUUUAAUAUUGUUUGAAAGAAAAUAAACAUCUUUCACAUAAA
This is a messenger RNA of Rhinopithecus roxellana (golden snub-nosed monkey), 3292 nucleotides long. RefSeq names its product alpha tocopherol transfer protein (gene TTPA). Gene Ontology annotation, molecular function: phosphatidylinositol bisphosphate binding. Lineage: Eukaryota; Metazoa; Chordata; Mammalia; Primates; Cercopithecidae. Bases 27 to 863 code for a protein of 278 amino acids. The transcript has 5 exons. The record is from RefSeq and is a predicted model, not a curated record. Gene Ontology annotation, cellular component: membrane.